GCCGGGCCUGGGGCCUGAGCGGGGGCCAUGUCUGCACCGCCCGCCCUGCAGAUCCGGGAGGCCAACGCACAUCUGGCGGCCGUGCACCGGCGCGCGGCGGAACUCGAGGCGCGCCUGGAGGCGGCGGAGCGCACCGUGCGCGCCCAAGCCGAGCGCCUGUCCCGCCACGACCAGCAGCUGCGCACCGCGCUGGAGGAGCUGGGCCGCGCCAAGGACCGGGAGAUCUCAGCUCUGCAGGAAAGGCUGCUGGCAUGUGAGGCCUCGGUCCACAGCCUCCAGGCCGCCGUGCACCGGCGGGACGAGCUCAUCGGGCAGCUGAGGCCUCGGGCUGACCUGCUGCAGGACAUCUGUCGCCAGCGGCCACCCUUGACCACACUGCUGGCUGCGCUGGCCCAGGCUGAGCAGCUGGGGCCUGUGCCGGCCGGUGACCCCAGCCACCCGCUUCCCGGAGGACCCGGCCCACCCGUAGUCAACAGUACUGGGGAGGAGGGGGGUGAGGGUUACCUCGAGCCCGCCGUGUUUGGGACCACUGUGUGAGCUGGAGCGCGGGUUGCAGAAUGGACAGAGAGAAAGUGCCUUUGGGACUCGCCACUGCCCGGGGUGUCCUGGAAAUCACCGCAUCCUGCAGGCCAUGCUGGGGACACAGCCGUCGUCCUGCCCAAACAUGGAAAGAAGCAAAAAGCCAAGUUUUCAUUUUUAAAAUUGUUUUCUGCAGUGCUGGGGAUUGUAAAGACUUAAAAAAAAAAAACACACAAAACAACCGGGAGCCCACGGGCUGAACACAGUUUAGCCCAGACAAGUUAAAACAAACAGUGAAACUUUUCAUCCCUCAUUGUUGAAAAACUGGCAAUGUUUAUGUGAACACUGUGGAUUUUUUUUUUAGCUUGAGCCUGGGCAGUGUCUUCCUGAAUCUGAACCCUGGGUAGUCAGGCUGUGAGACUUGUUGUCCUUCAUGUCUUAGGGCUUGGAAGACUGUGAGGGGAGCCCUCUCCACCUCUGUGGACCCAGAUGGUACUAAGACCCACGUGGGUUGUGGGUUGAGUUUUUCUUCUAUCCCGCUCCUCACUAGCCCUUUGCCUUCUUGUUCCUCCAGAAUCAUCUUCAAUCCUUGGGUU
This is a messenger RNA of Perognathus longimembris pacificus (Pacific pocket mouse), 1115 nucleotides long. RefSeq names its product vimentin type intermediate filament associated coiled-coil protein (gene Vmac). NCBI's taxonomy places the organism in Eukaryota, Metazoa, Chordata, Mammalia, Rodentia, Heteromyidae. The transcript is spliced from 2 exons. The record is from RefSeq and is a predicted model, not a curated record. The coding region runs from base 28 to 537 and encodes 169 amino acids.